UAAAUUUGCUUUUUUUUCUUUAGCUUUUGCUUUUGCUUUUCCUCCAUAAAGCUAAAGAUGAUGGAAUAGAAAAUACAAAGGUAAAAAAUUAAGAUUUAAAAUGGGAAAAGCUAGAGCUACAAAUCAACAGCAUCCAAGGCCAAAACUUACCAUCACCCUUUUUCGGUAUCAAUGGAAUCAAUACAAACACCUGCUGCAUCUUCUUCUCGUUGAUGUUUUCCCAACUUCAAUUACUAAGCAUCUAAAUGGCCGCUUCUAGCACAAGUUUCUUCUUUUUCACUUAUUUCCUCCUCAUGUUACUCGUUUCUCCUCAUGUCAUCACUUCAUGUCAAUCCCAUAAUCUGUUACUUAAACGACAGGCCAAGACGCUAGUUUCCUUGAAACAAGCAUUUGUAGACUAUGUUAGUAGUACUCUGUCUACUUGGAACAUUUCAAAUUAUAUGUUCCUUUGCUCAUGGACCGGCAUCACGUGUGACAUCACCAAAUCAGUAACUUCCAUUGAUAUAUCCAAUCUAAACAUCUCUGGCUCUCUAUCACCUAAUAUUCAUCAGCUCACUAGACUUCAAAUCCUGAAUAUUUCCAACAACUUACUAGGUGGAAAUUUGAGCUUGGAGUUUCCCAGGUUGAAUGUCCUUCAAGUGCUGGAUGCUUAUAACAACAAUUUCUCUGGCCUGCUCCCCUUGGGAGUCACUCAACUUCUGCAGCUGAAGCAUUUGAAUUUAGGGGGAAACUACUUUUCGGGGGAAAUUCCUUUGAGCUAUGGUACUUUGAAUCAGCUUGAGUUCCUGUCUCUUGCAGGAAAUGACUUGCACGGUCCUAUACCUCGCGAGCUGGGCAACCUUACAAACCUCAGGUGGCUGCAAUUGGGUUAUUUCAAUCAGUUUGAUGAGGGGAUUCCACCGGAGUUGGGAAAACUGGUCAAUUUGGUUCAUCUAGAUCUCUCCAGCUGCAACUUGAUGGGUCCGAUUCCAGCAGAAUUGGGCAAUCUUAAUAUGUUGGACACUCUCUUCUUGCAAAAGAAUCAACUUACUGGGGUACUUCCUCCUCAGCUAGGAAAUUUGACAAGUUUGAAAUCUCUUGAUAUCUCAGUCAACGAACUCAUAGGAGAGAUCCCAAUUGACUUCGCAGGACUCAGGGAGCUCAUCUUGCUGAACCUCUUCAUCAACAAUUUGCAUGGUGAGAUUCCUCAAUGCAUCGCGGAGCUGCCAAAGUUGGAAAUGUUGAAUCUUUGGCGGAAUAAUUUCACUGGAUCAAUACCUUCAAAGCUUGGGAUGAACGGUAAACUAGUUGAGAUUGAUCUUUCAACUAAUAGACUCACUGGCUUGAUACCAAAAUCUCUGUGCUUGGGGAGGAAUUUGAAGAUCUUGAUUCUACUUGAUAAUUUUCUUUUUGGACCUUUACCUGAUGAUUUUGGCCAGUGCCACACCUUGUCAAGAGUCAGAUUGGGACAGAAUUACUUGAGUGGAACAAUACCAACAGGGUUUCUAUUUUUGCCAGAGUUGUCACUGCUAGAACUGCAGAACAACUAUAUCAGUGGACAACUCUCAGAAGCGAAAAGCUCAGCAUCUUCUAAACUUGAAGGUCUGAACCUGUCAAACAAUCGGUUGUCUGGUGCACUUCCCAGUGCUAUUGGAAAAUUUUCAGGGCUAAAGAAUCUUCUAUUGACUGGAAAUGGUUUCUCAGGAGAUAUCCCUUCUGAUUUAGGCAGACUGAAAAGCAUCUUAAAGCUGGACCUGAGCAGGAACAACUUCUCUGGUGGAAUCCCUCCUCAGAUUGGUAACUGUCCUUCCCUAACUUACUUGGAUUUGAGCCAAAAUCAACUUUCUGGUCCUAUCCCAGUUCAAAUUUCUCAAAUUCACAUCUUAAAUUACAUCAAUGUUUCCUGGAAUCACUUUAACCAGAGCCUUCCUGAGGAGAUUGGCGCAAUGAAGAGCUUAACCUCUGCAGAUUUUUCCCACAAUAACUUAUCUGGAUCAAUACCUGAAUCAGGGCAAUAUUUAUUUUUCAACUCAACUUCCUUCAUUGGCAACCCUUAUCUCUCUGGACCCUACUUGAACAAUGUUACAUCCAACACUCCAUCAAAACGUGGAGAUGGAAGUGACAAUAAAACUAAGGUUCCAACAAUAUACAAGUUCAUAUUUGCAUUUGGGCUGUUAAUCUGCUCCCUCCUUUUUGUUGUCAUAGCAGUAAUCAAGACACGAAAGGGGAGUAAGAAUUCAAAUUUGUGGAAGCUCACAGCAUUUCAGAAGCUAGAAUUUGGAAGUGAAGACAUCUUGCAGUGCUUGAAAGAUAACAACAUCAUCGGGAGAGGUGGAGCCGGGACAGUGUAUAGGGGAACUAUGCCAAACGGCAAUCAUGUGGCAGUGAAGAAGUUGGGAAUGAGCAAAGGCUCCCAUGAUAAUGGUCUAUCUGCCGAAAUUAAAACAUUAGGAAAGAUCAGACAUAGGUACAUUGUGAGACUGCUCGCAUUUUGUUCAAACAAGGAAAUCAAUUUGCUAGUUUAUGAGUAUAUGCUAAAUGGAAGCUUAGGUGAAGUGCUUCAUGGGAAGAACGGCGGGCAUCUCCAAUGGGAUACUAGGCUAAAAAUAGCCAUAGAAGCUGCGAAGGGCCUUUCAUAUUUGCACCAUGAUUGCUCCCCGAUGAUAAUCCACCGUGAUGUCAAGUCCAACAAUAUAUUGCUGAAUUCUGAAUUUGAAGCUCAUGUUGCAGAUUUUGGAUUAGCCAAGUUCUUUCAUAAUAACGGUACCUCUGAGUGCAUGUCUGCAAUUGCAGGCUCUUAUGGUUACAUUGCUCCAGAAUAUGCAUACACGCUGAAAAUUGAUGAGAAAAGCGACGUGUAUAGCUUUGGUGUGGUAUUAUUGGAGCUUAUAACAGGACGAAGGCCGGUGGGAAACUUUGGAGAAGAAGGUGUUGACAUCGUACAAUGGGCGAAAAGAGAAACAAGUUGGAGCAAGGAAGAGGUGGUAAAAAUCUUGGAUGAAAGACUCAAAAAUGUUGCAAUUGGAGAAGCCAUGCAAGUAUUUUUUGUAGCAAUGCUUUGUGUUGAAGAGUACAGCAUUGAAAGGCCUACCAUGAGGGAAGUAGUUCAGAUGCUUUCUCAAGCUAAACAACCAAAUACUUUCCAAAUCCAAUGAUAUAAUCCACCACCUAAUUGUGGCUACUAAUUCUUAUAUAUCUUUAGUUUUUUCCCAUUAUUUCUUGGGUGAUUGGGAAGACCUUUUGUCAUUUGCUAGCGUUUGCCAAAGUGAAAUUAGAAAUUAAUUUAAGUCAGCAGUUGCAAUAAGUUUAUUUUCUAUACCA
Molecule: messenger RNA, 3300 nt
Organism: Capsicum annuum
Lineage: Eukaryota; Viridiplantae; Streptophyta; Magnoliopsida; Solanales; Solanaceae
Product: leucine-rich repeat receptor-like serine/threonine-protein kinase BAM3
Exons: 2
Coding region: 246-3134 (962 amino acids)
Biological process (GO): protein phosphorylation; hormone-mediated signaling pathway
Cellular component (GO): plasma membrane
Molecular function (GO): protein binding; ATP binding; protein kinase activity
Source: RefSeq, a predicted model, not a curated record